Molecule: messenger RNA, 1633 nt
Organism: Anguilla anguilla (European eel)
Lineage: Eukaryota; Metazoa; Chordata; Actinopteri; Anguilliformes; Anguillidae
Product: olfactory receptor 8I2-like
Exons: 2
Coding region: 126-1055 (309 amino acids)
Biological process (GO): G protein-coupled receptor signaling pathway
Cellular component (GO): membrane
Molecular function (GO): olfactory receptor activity; G protein-coupled receptor activity
Source: RefSeq, a predicted model, not a curated record
GCUUGUUGCUUUCUUUGUACAGUCAGAAACAAACCAAAUGAAGGGACUUCAGCUCUUCACCUUGAAUGAGCAGGAACAGCUAACGCAAGAACAUCUGGGAACCUCACUCCUGCUAUAAAACUACCAUGGAAAAUUCAACUAAAAUACUGUUUGUUCUACAAGGAUUCAACGAGACAGUGUCAAGCAAACAAACAUACUUUUUCCUCACUCUUCUUGUUUACCUUUUCACUGUUUUAGUGAACCUGACUUUGAUUACAACAAUUAUUCUGGAAAAAACGCUACAUGAGCCCAUGCUUAUAUUUCUCUGUAACUUGUGUAUAAAUGGGAUAUUUGGUGCCUCUACAUUUUAUCCUAAAAUAUUGGUGGACCUUUCAUCUGACUUGAGUGUUACUUCAUAUGAAGCUUGCCUGGCCCAGAUUUUUGUAAUAUACAGCUACGUUUUCUGUGAAUUCACUACAUUAGCAAUGAUGGCUUAUGACAGGUAUGUCGCGAUAUGCAAGCCGCUCAACUACCACUCCAUCAUCACGCCUCAGAGGGUCAUGAAAUUGCUGCUGUUUACCUGGCUUUUAUCCAUCUGUGAAUCCGUUAUUGUGGUGGCCCUUGUAGCCAGACUACCCCUCUGUGGAUUCAACAUUGAAAAGAUUUAUUGCACAGCUUGGGCAGUGGUGAAGCUGUCAUGCGUGGAUACCACGAUCAAUAACGUAUACGGGUCCAUUCUCAUGUGUUUUCACAUUUUACAAGCAGUGCUGAUCUUGAUUUCCUAUGUUAAUAUCAUAAAAGUUUCUGUGCGAUCACCGGAAGAUCGGAGUAAAUUCAUGCAGACCUGUUUGCCCCAUUUAAUCACACUGACCAACUUCUUGAUCGCACUCGUUUUUGACAUAAUGUAUGCUCGCUAUGGUCCCACCAGUCGUCUGCAGGCUCUCCGCAAUUUCAUGUCCCUGGAAUACCUCAUUGUUCCACCGCUCCUAAAUCCCCUCAUUUAUGGCCUGAGACUGAACCAGAUCCGCCGGAGAAUUUUCAGAAUUUGCAGCCAGAAAAUACAUGCUCUGAAAUGAAAUUGUUUAAUUUGUUGUCCAGGCUGGAAAAGAUUUAACAUCUGUGAUUGAUAGAAAUUACAUUGCUGAUGGGCGUUUAAAUUGUCAUCAGUCGAGUCGUCAUUUACUACCUACAUCUUCAUGAAGAUGGAUUCAUUUUUCUUGUGAAGUGAUGCAAACCCUGUACAGCCUACUUUAAUUCAUCCUCUAGCACACAUACAGGUAUGUGCUUGGUAGACAGUAGCAUUUACAAUUUCUGCCUCGGUGUUUGCACAAUGAAACUGCUUCGUGGUUAAAAAGCGCAAUCCUUCGCUAGGUUUUCCAAGCGCAGAUAAAUGGUUAGACGCGCACCUUCAGCCUGGAUGUUAAACACGUUUGAAUUAGAAAAUAUUUCACAUAUGCGGAAAAAUAUUCCUGUCACAUUUGGUAGCUAUAGAUUGUCAAAAAACAAUAUGCAAUAUCAUAAUCACAGCAGCAUAAAAGUGAAUAUAUCCGAGUAGGUAUCAAAUAGAUCCCUUAUGAUAUCCUCCUAUGACCUAAAAUGGUAAAUGGACUGCAUUUAUAUAGCGCUUUUAUCCAAAGCGCUUUACAAUUGAUGC